Molecule: messenger RNA, 10836 nt
Organism: Anopheles nili
Lineage: Eukaryota; Metazoa; Arthropoda; Insecta; Diptera; Culicidae
Exons: 10
Coding region: 64-10836 (3590 amino acids)
Source: RefSeq, a predicted model, not a curated record
CCCAGCAGCAGCAGCAGUUUUUCGCCCUUUCCAGCGUCCGGCAAGCCGCCGUUCAUCGCCACCAUGGAGUUCGCCAGUGUCGACCUGUCGACGAUCUCCGACGAGGACCUGCUGCGGAAAAUGUGGCAGCAGACAGAGGACUUUACGCGCAAGAAAGAGAUCCGUGCGUAUAUGUACAAGCUGCGCGAGCAGCGGCUGAAGGAUUUCUACGCCAGCAACGACAGCAGCCCACCGUACUUCCUGAUGGAUAACGCCAGCGCGACGUUCGGGCUGAAGAAGGGCACAGUGACGAGCAGUCAUGGUGACUCGCUCGUCGAUCAGAGCUUCGAGAGCUUCAAGACGAAGGAAAUUCGUGACUCCGAGAGCCCAACCAGAUUCGGCAGCAUGGCCAUCCCGACGGAUAACAGUGGCUGGCAGAUUCGCGCCUCAGAGGAGCUGAGCGAGGACGGCAAAACGCACACGGUGCACACCUCUGCGACCACGCAGGGUACGAAGGAUAUUGCUGGAGGUCACACGGCAUUCGCCGGGAAGAACCUAGAAACGCAAAGUGAGCAUUUCGAUGGUGACGAGUCGAACUACGUGCACAAGAAGGGCAACAAGUCCAGCACGGUGUUGAUGGAGGAUAGUGUUGUAGAGAGUGAUGAUGGUCGCACUGUGACUGGUUCGACUCGCUCCACGACUACGUCGAUGUCCUCGUCGCAUGUAGUGCGUCAACAGCACCAAGGUGAGGAUACCGGUCGUGCGAAGAAACACCUAUCGGAUGCCGUGGACUUCGGAGCAUCGGUGUUUGACGAUGAUCACUUCAGCGCGACGGAAAAGCGCACCGUCACCAGCACGAAUUCGAGCACGGUCCGCACGAACACCGUCAAGAGCGGUGAGACCACGGCAAAUUCAACGCCGGCAAACGAACGAACGACCCCGAAGGAACUCUCCAAGGAUCCGGAACGCGUACGGGAGGCAUUCCGGUUGGCACAGGGUUCGGGUAAGGUGAUCGAACGCGAAGAGACGAUGGUGAACGCCUCUACGCGUAUGAUCACCGAAACGAAGCAAUUGGAUGAUGGCACCACCGUGACGACGCGCACGUACGAGAAAGUAGCUCAGGAGUCGUCCGGUGCGACUCCACAGCAGGAUGGCUCUGUGGGCCGAUCGGGUCGUCUUGCUAACGCGUCAAGCGAUCUCAUCCGACAGGAGCAAACAAACCAGUCGUCAGUGAAGACAACCUCAACGAGCACGCAAAGAAUUGCCGUGGAGGUUGAUGCCGCUCACGACUCAUUUGUACGCUCGUUGAGAUCAGUUUCUCCUACUGGAAGUGUUCGGUCGAUGCGCUCGAAUGCCACCAUCUCUGGUAGAUCUAGUGUAAGCCCGGACAAGUCUCAGUUGGGUGCUCGAGGUGAACAGGACUCGAAACCCGAUUACAUGCGCUCAACGUUCACUUCCGAGCGCAAGUUGUCCAACUUCCAGGAGCAGCAAACCGGCUCAAGCCAGAGAUCGGCUAGCCCACGCAAGGGAUCAACGAACACGGCACCAGCUUCACGAGGACCAUCUCCUGUGAAGCAGUCGUCCUCCACAAGCACAACGGUACGGGAGCAGGAAACUUUGACCACUGAAGAAAAGGAUCUCCAGCAGGUCGAUGGCAAGACUUUCCGUGGUGGUGCAAAACCGCCACUAGUACGCAGCGAAACGUAUGAAGAACGAUGCCGCAAAAUCUUGGGCAUGUCGAACCGACCCGCUGAUGAAGAAACGAAGGUCGAGUCACAGAGCAACGGCAGCAUCUUCAGCACUUACGACAAUACGGUGACAGUGCAGCAAUCUCGCUCGGAGAUACGCGAGCAGCGCAAAAAGAUUGAACAAGAGAUCAUGGAGAUGGAGAGCGAAUCUGUGAGACGUCGCACUAGCGAUGUGCGAGAGGAUGAACAGGAUAGUGUGUUGAAGAAGCCUCGCCAAUCGUCUUCGAAAGAGUCCUCUCCGACACGGAAGCAAGAAUUGUCUCCUACGCGCAAGGCAUCUAUCGUCAAGGAGGUAUCUCCAACACGCAAGCCAUCAGUGCCGGAGACACCGGUGGUUAGGAAGUCUCCAAUGAAGGACUCCUCACCGAGCCGUAAGGCUUCUUCGCAGGAAACGUCUCCUACGCGUAAGCUCUCUACGUCCAACAAGGAUGCUUCACCCACACGGAAACCGUCCGCUCAAGAGAUUCCAUCGGCAAGGAAGUCACCCGUAAUGGAGUCUCAAGUACGAGACGACUCGCCUACACGCAAACCAUCGUUGAAGGAAGCCUUACCAACACGAACGGUUCAACAGCCAACUAACUCGAAGGAUGUCUCACCGACACGCAAGCCUUCUCAGACGGACACUUCCAACCUUCGGAAGUCUCCCACAAAAGAUACAUCUCCGAUACGGAAGUCUUCCUUCGCACAAGAGAGCGCCGUAUCCUCAAAGGAUAUAACAAAAACGACCAGCGAAACGACAACUAAGAGCAAGGCGACGGUACUCGUAGAGCAGAAGAAGGAAGGUCGAAACAUCUCGGUGGCUGAGAUCACCAUCAUGCCCGUUAUGGAGGUGUCGGAAAGCGUACGAGCGAAACCGACGGCGACGCGCGUUCAUGAGAAGGUCCUGACGAAGCAAUCCUCAGACACGAAGUUCGAUCGCCGCACAACGUCGACCGCCAACAGCCGCGUGAUCACCAACAAGAGCUCGUCCGACUUCGAUGUGAAGCGGCGCGCCGCAGAGAUGGUGCAGACGCAGGGGAAAAAUAGAACUCCUGCCACUAGCCCGGAUAAGCGUCGUCCAGUGGUAGAGAAGCCGUCGCAGGAGAAGGUAAAGCAGACGAACCACAUCACAGUAGCAAAGAUUAAGAUCGAAUCAAUGCGCAAACCAACGCAGGUGAAGUCACACGGUGAGGAGGUUGUUUCGAGAACUUCUGGCAAACAACAGACGUCCGUACCGAAGCGACUGGAUCCGGAAACGGACCCAGAGUCGAGCAAGGACACUGGCAUCUCUGAUAACAGUGAAGUUGAGGAGACGGUUGAGAGCGUGAUCGAGAUGAACGUCACGGGAACAUCGUGUUGCCGCCAUUCGGAUCGCAAGGAUUCGGCUCCGGUCUACCGUACCACUGGCGCUGCUCGAACGGGCAAGAACUACACGCGUUCGUCCAGCGACAAUCAUCUCCGAGCGACAAACGUCAGCAACCGCCAAACAUCGGCCUCAACUUCCUCUAAAACAGGGACUACAACAACCAGCGGACGCAAGGUGGAGAGACCUGUCAAGCACGUCGCCACGAAAACUAUCAACCUCUCGACGAAGGCGGUGACUGGUACGACUACCCUUAGCUCAACGCUUGAAUCUGACCACCUAGACAACGUCGUGAUUGACAUUCAGUUGGCGAAGUCGUCGCGAGAACCAACACCCAACAAGCUGGUGCCGAUUCCAGUCUCACCUGAUACGGAGGACUUUGGGAAACCACGGUACCCGGAUGCUGUUCAGGAGCCGGAUGAUGAGGCACAGAAUCGACAGGCUCGCACUCCGAGAGUGAGCAAUAUCCCCAUCUUUGAGGAGGCCACGAACGAGUACGUUGGCUGCGAGAUCACUGAGGUGGAGGAGCACGAGCAGACGACUUCGCAGCAGGCGACACGCAUCACGAACCUCGAUCGCGUGACGGAAGAUGAUGAGUCGCUGCUGAGCGUCACAGAGAAGGUGAGCAAAUUCGCGCAGGAGGCCCGCCGCCUACAAGAACCGUCGGCCACAGAGCCACGAACUCAGCCGGCUCGGUUCGCAGCUCGACCGGAGUAUGACGACCUCGACGAACAUUUGAAGUCCGAUGAGUGCCUGUUGAGCGUGUCGGAUAAGGUGACGAAGUUCAUCUCGACCGCGGAGGAGGUGAAGAAGAUCCGCACGUCCGGAUUGUUCGUGCCCGAGGGCGAGGAUGUCCCAGCCAAGGUCACGGAUGGCGACGAGUGUUUAUUGAGCGUGAAUGAGAAGGUGAACCGAUUCACGAGUCGUAUGGGUGCGGCUCGCACGUCAGAGGGUCGUGAAAGUGUUGCCACCAGUCAAACACGCCCAAAUCGUCUUCGAGAGCAGGAGCACGUUGAUGAGGAAGAGUUGGAAGAAGCGAUUGAUGAUGAUGAGCGCACCGGCAGUAUGUCAGAGUCGGUGAGCGGCAAGUUUGCACCGCAGAAGUCACCUGAGCUGGUGAAGAACGCCAUGCGUAGUACGGCUCGGCACACUGUGGUGGACUCGACCGCUGAUGAGCUUGUACGUACUAGUGGAUCCAGUAUUGCGGAUCGCUACCGCACAACAACUAUGAGCAAACAGUUCGAGAAGCAACCAACAGGUGUCGCGCCUUCAACGAGCCCCAUAACGCUUCGCAGCACCGAGGCCGUGAAGAAGGCGAAAGAGAUAUUCGAGAAGGGUCAGACGGUACAAGACUCUCGUCAGCGGGACAUCCUGAACCGUCCCUCGAUCUGGGAGGACCGCCGAAGCAAGCAACAGACACAACAGACGAGCCAGAAGGUGAACGAUGUGAAGGUAAGCGACGUGAAGCUUACCGAUAUUGGAGUGUAUGACCGGAAGUCGACACGCCAAGAGCAUACGGUUGUUGACAGCGUGACCCGUAAGGAAUCGAUUACGGAGCCUACGAUGGAAUCACCAAAACCUGCCACAACUCCUGCAGGCAGUCGUCGUGACAGCGGCAGCGGUGUUCGCGCUCCAGCCUACAUUCGCGACACGGUGUCCUCAAAGAAGGAUCUGUUUGAGAAGCGUAUUUCGUCGUCAAAGAUACAAGUCGAGGCUGUGCAAACGGCACAAGAAACGGAUUCCUCAGCCUCUGUAACCUCAGCCAGAAAGCAUUCGUUGAAACAACAGCCAGAACCCAGUGUGACGUCUCCGACCAAUCGUCCGGCUACGGUUGUGGAUUAUUCGAAACCGUCCUAUAUGAACCACACGGUAGCGUCGCUGGAGCAUAUCAACGCCAACCAGCGGCGAGACUCGCUCGACCACGGUGUCGGAGUACAUCAUGAAUCAACGGUCACACGCAGUACAACCAAUAGCGCCAAGUUUGGUGUUGAACUGAAGCGUCCAGAUACAGGCAACCGUCCAACAACGCUAGCACUGACCACAACACCGGUCCCUGCUAGCAGCGGGCCAGGACCUGCCAGCUCAAAGCGCAAAACAAGCGCAGGUGAGAGUCAACCGUCUCCCACGACGACUCCCGUGAUCGAGGAGAUGUUCGAGCUGGACGCGCUCGAGCGGAUGCUGGAAUCGGUGACCGGGUAUGAACAACGUCGUCGCAUCCGGGCGCAGAUUCGUGUGGUGAAGAAGCUCAAGGAGCAACCACAGCAACAGCAAUCGGUAACUGGACGGCCGACUAGCAACACUGUAGUGACGUCGAAGAGUGUUACUUCCUCCAGCAGUACUACGGUGACAAGUGGCCGAGAUAACGUCUCUACCAAGCGCAAGGAUUCAAGCCCGGUACGCUCUUCCGUACGCAAGCAGUCGUCUUCUACGGUUAUGGACGCUACAGACACUGGCAUUAAAAGCCAAGGAUCCCCAACUGGCAUCAAGAACCAAGAGUCAAGUGUCAUUGUCACCGAGACGGAAGUAAACGUUGAGCGAAGCGGCAAACAACGUCAGCAGCAAGAAACUGCCAGAAGUACUGCAACUAGUACGACAACUUCGAAGGUGGCAUCACUGGCGACGGAUCGGUUCGGAUCGAAAACAAGCGCUCAGCAGCCUGCGAAGGACGACCGACCUAUCUGGGCUACGAGCAACAUUCUGAAGAAGGCGUCGGAGAACACGCGCACGUUCAAGAGUAGCAACGUGAGCACCUCGAUCACAAGUGGUGGUACGUCGGUCGGUCGAAAGACGCCGAAGACGACGACAGACUGCAUCACCUCGAGCUACGGUGUUGGACCGACAGAUGAGAACGGGCUGCCACUGUUUGGAAUUCGUGCCCUGAAGAAGAAGGCAGCACCAGCUCCGGCGGAGUUAAAUGGUUCGAAUGACACCGAUGGUCACAACACGAUCAGUGGUACUAUCGUCACUGAGACGAUGUACUCGGAAAAUGGAGGCCCAGCUGUGGGUAAGCGAUCUACUACUCACUAUUCGAAUGAACCAGGUGCCCUCUCGGGGCUUCUGGACAACGGUGAACGUAACGGUGACGCUCGCUCGAAGACGUACGACGUCAACACCUCCGGUAGAAGACCGGGCAGUGGUCUGAUGGCGAUCCGUAAGACGGAGACUAUAGAUGCAGCAGGCACGCGUACGGAGGAGCUCGAGAUGCUGGAUGGUCCGGAAGAGGUAGCUGCUCGCCACGAGGCUAAGGUGGUGCGCAAGGGCUCAGUGAAGGAGCUGACAGAGCGGUUCAUCCACCGCGAAUCAACCGGUUCACUGACGCAAGAGUCCACCCGGACGUACCCGAAGGCCGGCCUGAUACUGCGAUCUUCCGCCCACAGUCAGUCCAGCCGGGCCUCAACACCGGCCACUGACGGCUGCUCCGUACAGUCCGGAUCAGUUGAUGAGUUUGAUCAGGAGCACGAACAAACCGAACUCCGCUCUGCGACGUCCUCACGUCAGGUACGUUCCUUCUUGAACGACACUUCCAAGGUCGUUGACGUGCGGGACGUGCUGCAGCGAAUGAGCAACGCCGAUAACGUACACGAACAGGGAGACUCUGCGGAGGAUCAGGAGGCCCGGGCAUUGCUGAACAAAUUUCUUGGAGCAUCCGUGCUGAUGAGUGGCGUCGAGUCGAUGGUUUCGUCGACCGCCAGCGUGCUGUCGGAGCCGGCUUCCGCACCCACUACCAAGAAGGUGUCGAAGGUAUCCACGACCACUAGUACCACAAAAACUCAGACGGUCAAGUCGUCCGGUGCCGCUCCGAAGCAAGUGACCCUCGACAAUCUCGACGAUAAUUGGGACGAAGCUGUGUUGAAGCAGUUGCUGGAAUCGACCACAAACUACGAAGAUCGCCGCAAGAUCCGAGCUCGCAUCCGGCAAAUAAUGGCUGAGAAAGAAGCGUGCGCCGACAUCGUCGCCAUCGUAACAGCCGAUCUGCAGCGCGAGCGCCAUCUUCAACAGCAAUCGAUGGCGGCGGCCGGUUCUAGCCGUCCGAGCGCCACAUCGACGGCUGUCAACGGUCUACCACAGGGUGAGUCACUCCUGCUGCCCCUGCUGCAGGGGUUGCUGUUGAGCAACGCGGCCGCUAGUGGCAGUGUAGCGGGUCCGGUGGUGGCCGGUACGACGACCGUCGCGAUGCCACCGGUCGAAGACUCGGGCACAGAGUCCGGCGAGGACCUACGGCUUCUAGCGGCGGCAGGUCUGCAGGAUGUGAAUAGUGGUGGUGGUAGUGGGAUGCCCACCGCGGGUGCGGUGGGGGGACUGUCGGGGUUGCUGAGCGAGGUAGCAGCGGCCCUCGACCGGUUGCAGGUGACACUGCGUGGGGAGCCAUCGACAGGCUCGGCAGAGGUGAUGCAGCUCGAUGCGGAACAGCGCCGAGGGUUGUUGGCUCUUGUGACGCGGUUACAGCAGGGUUUGCUGCAACCGGACAUUCUCGGGGCCGAACCGGGGCUCGGUGAUAGAAGGCGGUCCGAGGUGUUGGAUGCGAGCCAGGGCCGGGCUCGGGCCGGAAGUUCAAGGUUCAGUGCGAAACGGCGUACCAAUCGCAACAACCGGCACACGGUGGGUGUCAGUCGUGAGGAGCUUGCCGACGCGAGAAGAUUCAUCGAGGAGAUGGUGUUGAUGGACAGCAGACAGCAGUCGGAGGGCGGUGUACCGGCACCGGAGAAGGCGUACCUGUUGCAGAAGCAACAUUCGCUCGGGACCGUGCUCGGGCCGGCAGCCGAACCUACACCUGAGCCUCCAACGCCAACACCUGCGUUCGCGAUGAAACGCCCCAGCCAGUUCGUACCGAAAGAGAUGCAGAAUGGGCAGACGUCACUGGACAAGCUGUCACUGCCGAAACCGGGACCUGCGCCGGUGGUGAAACCGCUCAAGGAGCGUGGUGUACUACUGCGGCAGUCGGUAAGUGUGGAUCAACCUGACGGAGUAGCUACGGACGCGACCAGCUCUAAGCCGAUUGACCUACACAAACACCCGCACAAGCACGCGACCAAACCAGCGCCGGAGUUGGUGCCCUUCAAGAAACCCACACAAACCGUAGCCCAGAGGGCGCUAGUGAAGAAAUACUCGUUCAACGACGGGUCCAGCUCGGAUGAGGAUGAUGCUCGGCGUGCACUUAGGAAAACGGAAGAGCCUAAGAAGACGGCUGAGCAGACGGUGUUACGAAACAAACCGGGUCCUGCAGGUCCGGGCUCGAUCGUGGUCAACACCGUGCAGAAGAUCGUGAGCCGUGAAACGAAGGUGCCACCCAAUGAGAUAGUGGCUAAAGCACCUGUGACGCGACGUUUGCCGGUGCAAAAUGGCCGUCAUACACCGGAAGGUGCACCGAAAGAGGUCACCGAGAUAGGUGGGCGGCCACUCAACAAGUACGCCAGCAAGAAGUUACGGAUGAAGCGCGCAAACACGAUUGAUCUGCCGAAGAACCUACCGCCGAGUGAUGAUGAGGAAGGUCCAAGACCGCAAGUGAAACGUCCGGUAGGUUCGGGAGCGAAGGCACCAGGUGUGAGCUCCACUGCACCACCUGUGGAGGUGCCCGACUUCAAGCCACGCACGGAGAACGAUCUCAAGUUUAUGGCAUUCCUGCAGCGUCAGAACCAGCAGACCCGCCAGGUCUGGAGCAAUCCGGUGCGAGAGCAUGUCGGCUCGAACAAUUGGACGAACAAGUUCGGUCACCUGAAGAACAACUUUGAACAGGCGGAUCGGCGUGAUCGAUCGGACCUACCACCUCGGCACGGUGCACCCCGAACGUCUGCAAUGAACUUUUGGAAGCAGGCAGAGAAUGGUUCCUUCGAUGAGGGAGCUCGUGCAGGUCCGAAACCUCACGCGAAGUCUACAACACCUCAAAACCAGCCGGUUGGACCCGGUCCGACGAGAUCGACGCAAUCGGUUGGUAGAUUUAGCAGCGGUAUGUCCCCUUCGAGUCCUGUCGUGGAAGGGAAGCUGGUAUUGCCGAAAGCCGUGGUAGCCAACGCGAACUCCAGUCAAUUCUCGCAUGCGGCAGCUUCUGCCUUCAAGCCGAUUCCGAAGAAGCUGCCUCCGGCACAUCUCGAGUUCAAGCCCAUCCAGCACGAGCCAGCUGUAGUGAAGCCGAUCCCAGCACGUGUCUCGAACGCAACCGGUCAGGUACGGCAGAUCGUCGCCAGCGGAUUUAAGGAAACACCAGAGAUCAAACCCGAGCCGAUGCACAUUCAGCUUGGUCUGGUUCGGUCGUUGGCAGCUCAAGGCUACCAAGAGACACCGUACGUACCGCUUCCAAAGUUGGAGCGUACACCCACGCACAAUGUGCUCAACUACAAGCCUCAAGCGGAAUCCUCAGGUUCUGCAGAUCCAGCUCCGGCCGCGCCCUGGGUCGGCAAAAAGUCUACUGAUGUUACCGGACCUGCCGGCAGCAGGGUUGCGAGUAUCGCCGCCACCAAAUUCACGGCCAACUCCUUCGGACACCACAAACCGUCACUACCCGCAUCUCAACCUCUCACGUAUCACGGUUCGUUGAAGUACUCCGAAAAACCGCUCACAUACCAGCUUGCUGGGUCGAUGCCGCACGAGAAGCGACCCUCGCUGCCGGACGUCUCAACAGCACAUCUCGGCACGUACACCUUCACCGACUACACACAGCCUGAGUCCGUGUCGACGUUUUCGCUAAACCGCAGUGACUCACUGACGAAUCCCGAGAACGCACCCCUCGUACUGACGAGCUCAAACUCCGUCUUUGGUCCAACAGCACCGCAACAGAUCAACUACCUGGCGGUGCAACUCGAUCAACCCCGAUCGGCGUCGCACUCGUCGGCAAACGGUGACGACGACGAUGAAGAUGACGAAGCAGGUGUGCUGGACUACGAUGAUCUAGAGUCAGUAGAUUCGCAAGAGAUGCGCGUUGUCUCAAAGGUGAUGCAGGCACCGCAAGGUCAGCAGGCCACGUACACGUCCGCCCCAAGACCAACCCAUCUAAACGGGUAUGACGCAGGUGGUCGUGGUUCACUAAUCGCCCAGAGUUUGCACACGUCACUGAAGAAGAUCAAGGAUAAGAGUCCGACACCACCCAAACCUCUGCGGCAGCAUAAUGUGCCGCAACAGGUAAUGCCGUCGCCCAAUCGAAGGUCCUUGGUUGCACCUCAGGUGGAGAUCACACCUGCACAGGUGGUGCCUUCGCACGCAAUCUACAACAACGUACAGCGGUUGCCGGAUCAAGGACUGGCACGCACCAAGUCUAGUCAUAACCUCGCUGUUCCAGCGACAGUACAGCAGCCACGUCCCAUCAGCACCGAGCGACAACGCACGGUGGAGGCGUACUUCUCCGGGCAGCCUGCACCGACCCGGCAGAUCCACCCGAACCCGAACGCCGGCUAUAUGAUGUCUCGAACAGCGUCCAACCAGAACCUGAUGAUGCGAGACAAGUCAGGGAUGACAGCACCGUACGGUUCCGUUCGGCCAGUAUCUUACGCAAUGGGCCACAAUGUUGGGUACUACAAUGGCACCGGUCAUGGACAACCAACGCAGAUGGAUCUGCAUGGAUACGGACCGGUGGGAAACUUCCAACACCAGCAGUCUAGGCAUGUCCCAAGUUACGCGAAUGGUACACCAACGUACUCGCAACAGCAGCCACUCCCUGGAGGUUUAUUGCGGAGUCGCACUAUGCCCCAUAUACCACUUGGCAGCCUAUCACUGCUCGAUGAGAACAACGUGGAGGACGCAUUCGAGGAGCUCAUGAACCAAUCGUUUGCCGUCUAA